UCUAAGAAAUUUGGUCUGGCUGUAUAUUCUUUGCAUAUAAGAUGGAGUUGCCCUGAAAUGUGUGUGUGUGUGUGUUUUAAAUACCUUUUUCAUUUGAGUUCUUUUUGUGUGUGCUUUGGUUUGUUUGUUUUGUGGUCUUGUGGAUAUUUUUGUUUGUUUUUGUCGGCAAAAAAAAAAACUGAAGAAGAAGAAGAAGACGAACAAGAAGAAGAAGACGAACAACAAGAAGAAGAACCAGUGUCGUUGAGUAAUUACUUUACCAAGAAAAUGGGAAGAAAAGUGACUCUUGCUACUUGUUCGUUGGAUCAGUGGGCCUUGGAGUUUGACGGCAACUUAGAGAGAAUACUGAAAAGUAUUGAGAUUGCCAAAGAACAUGGAGCCAAAUACAGACUGGGCCCAGAGCUGGAAAUCUGUGGGUAUGGCUGCGCAGACCAUUUUCAUGAAUCGGAUACAUUGCUCCACUGUUUUGAAGUUCUGAAGAAGCUUCUAGAAUCUCCCAUUACCCAAGACAUUAUUUGUGAUGUGGGAAUGCCCAUCAUGCAUCGCAAUGUACGCUACAACUGCCGGGUGAUUUUUCUCAACAGACAAAUCCUACUGAUUCGACCAAAGAUGCUGAUGGCCAACCAUGGCAUCUACAGAGAGAUGCGUUGGUUCUCACCCUGGACAAAGUUUCGGACAGUUGAGGAAUACUUUCUGCCAAGAAUGAUCCAGCAGGUCACCGGACAGGAUACAGUCCCAUUUGGAGACUGUGUGCUCUCUACCAAGGAUACCUGUAUUGGGACUGAGAUGUGUGAAGAGUUAUGGCAUCCCUCUAGUCCUCAUAGUCAGAUGGGUCUUGAUGGAGUGGAAAUCUUUACCAAUUCCUCUGCAAGCCACCAUGAGCUCCGCAAAGCAGACCAAAGAAUCAAUUUGAUCAAGUCUGCAACUCUCAAGAGUGGCGGUAUCUAUUUGUAUGCAAAUCAGAGGGGUUGUGACGGAGACAGACUGUAUUAUGAUGGUUGUGCCAUGGUGGUUGUCAAUGGGGACAUUGUGGCGCAUGGAGCACAGUUUUCUUUAACUGAGGUGGAGGUGAUCACAGCCACUCUGGACCUAGAGGAUGUACGCUGCUAUAGAGGAGAGUCUUGUCAGCUUCAGCUGGGAAGUGAAUUCAAACCAUUCUAUAGGAUCAAAGUUGACUUUUCUCUAUCCAGUAAUGAUAAUGACAUCUUCCUCCCCACCCACCAAGCGAUAACAUGGCACUUGCCUACGCCAGAAGAAGAAAUCAGCCUCGGGCCAGCUUGUUGGCUAUGGGACUACCUAAGGAGGAGUGGACAGGCAGGCUUUCUGUUGCCUUUGAGUGGAGGAGUUGAUAGCGCCUCUGUUGCCUGUAUUGUCUACUCUAUGUGUGUGCUGGUUUGUCAGGCAAUAGAAAAUGGCAAUAACCAGGUACUGGAAGACGUUCGCAGGUUAAUUGGGGAUGACACGUACUUUCCUCAGCAGCCAAGGGAGCUCUGUGGUCAUAUCUUUACUACUUGUUACAUGGGCAGUGAAAACUCAUCAGCAGACACAUGCGACCGUGCCAAAAAGUUGGCCAGUCAGAUUGGGAGCACUCAUAUGAACAUUAAUAUAGACAUGGCAGUAAAAGGCAUUCUGGGUAUCUUCUCAAUGGUUACUGGAAGAUGGCCUCAAUUCCUCGCCAAUGGAGGGAGUCACAGGGAAAACUUGGCGCUGCAGAAUGUGCAGGCAAGGAUAAGGAUGGUCCUGGCUUAUUUGUUCGCCCAACUGAGUCUCUGGAGUCGAGGAAAACCAGGGGGCUUACUGGUGCUUGGCUCAGCCAAUGUAGAUGAGAGUCUGACAGGUUAUUUUACAAAGUAUGACUGCUCAAGUGCUGACAUCAACCCUAUUGGAGGGAUUAGCAAAAAUGACCUGAAGAGUUUUCUUCAGUACUGUGUUCAGCAAUUCCAGCUCACAGCUCUUAGAAGCAUCCUGGCUGCUCCACCCACUGCUGAACUGGAGCCUCUGACUAACGGACAGGUGUCGCAGACAGAUGAGGCUGACAUGGGGAUGACCUACUCCGAGUUAUCAGUAAUUGGACGCCUAAGGAAGAUCUCCAAAUGUGGACCUUAUAGUAUGUUCUCUAAACUCAUUCAGAUGUGGAAGGAUGUGUUGUCACCCACAGAGGUUGCAUACAAGGUUAAGUGCUUCUUCAGGAUGUACUCAAUGAACCGCCAUAAGAUGACAACAGUGACUCCAUCCUACCAUGCUGAGAGCUAUAGCCCUGAUGACAACCGCUUUGACCUUCGUCCUUUCCUCUACAACACACGCUGGAACUGGCAGUUUCAGUCUAUUGACAGUGAGAUAUCACAGAUGGCAACAAAAAUGCACUAGUACUAAGGUGUUCAUUCCCAAAUAAUAUUGUCAAAAUAGUAAACAUUUUUUGAGUUGGUUUGUAUUAAAUUCCAAACACAAUACAGUACAGGAAUUAACAGCAUUGGGAUUUUCUUUUGUUUAAUUAACCCCAAAUGUGUCAUGAUUCGUCCCCGAUCACGUCCAUGUUGUCAUUGUUUUGUCCGUCUGUCUGUGUGCUCAUGUCCGUGGAUCAUGUCAGGGUGCUUCUGUCAUGUCUCGUCCCCGGUUUUGCUAGGUUGCCAUGGUUUCUGUUCACGUCGCCCCUCCCUUCCUGUGUCACCUCAAUCAAUGUAACCGCGUUCACCUGCCUCGUGUUUUGUGUUUUGUAUUUAAGUCCUGUCUGCCCCUCGUUCACUGUCGGAUCAUUGCUUGUCAGUUGUUGCGUGUGUCGUCGUCGUCAGGUCCUGUUGUUUUCUUAUCUUACGUCCUGGUCGGUCAGUCUAGUCAUUGCUGUGUUAACCUCAUGAUGUCUUUUUGUUCCACGUAUUUUUCGGUCAGUCUUGUUGUUAGGUUUUGUCAGUGAGUUAGGUUAGUGUACCAAGUAUGUAUUUUGAGUUCUUCCAAUAAACCCUGGUCCAAGCUGCA
This is a messenger RNA of Syngnathus typhle (broad-nosed pipefish), 2973 nucleotides long. RefSeq names its product NAD synthetase 1 (gene nadsyn1). The record is from RefSeq and is a predicted model, not a curated record. Lineage: Eukaryota; Metazoa; Chordata; Actinopteri; Syngnathiformes; Syngnathidae. Gene Ontology annotation, biological process: NAD+ biosynthetic process. The transcript is spliced from 21 exons. Bases 58 to 2367 code for a protein of 769 amino acids. Gene Ontology annotation, molecular function: glutaminase activity; NAD+ synthase (glutamine-hydrolyzing) activity; ATP binding. Gene Ontology annotation, cellular component: cytoplasm.